AUGAACGAGGCGGAAGAUGCAGCACCUGUGGUGGCAAGUACGAUCCUAGUAUCUAGACAGCUUGCGUUUACUUUAUUUGAUUCUAGAGUAACACAUUCUUCUGUAUCCUCUAGAUUUGCUAGAAAAAUUAGUGGUAAGCCUGUUAAGUUAGAGUCGGAGUUUUAUGUGGCCACCCCUUCCAGGGAGGUGUUGAAUUGCAAAGAGAUGCUAAAAGGUUAUGCGAUAACUAUAACGGGCAGGGAACUUGGAGCGGACUUCAUGGAUAUGUACAAUUUUGAUGUUAUACAAGGAAUGGAUUGGUUGUCCACUCAUUGUGUCUUGGUGAAUUGCUUUGCGAAGGAGGUUGUUUUCCAACCACCCAAAGAUGUUGAGUUUUGUUUUGUUGGUGCUAAAGUGCAAUCACUACCAAGGGUGAUAUCAUUCUUGCAGGAAAAAAAGGUGUGUGGGCUUCCUAGCCAGUGUGUUCGAGGCCAAGAAAGAAGGGAGUCAGAUGCAGGAUAUUCCAGUUGUUAA
Molecule: messenger RNA, 513 nt
Organism: Prunus armeniaca (apricot)
Lineage: Eukaryota; Viridiplantae; Streptophyta; Magnoliopsida; Rosales; Rosaceae
Source: the annotation of a GenBank genome assembly